CAGACAGAUAGUUAAUCUACUACCGGGGAACAACCAUCAUGGCGUGGACAAGUUUAAUAAUCGUCUGCAUAAUGGCUGUGACAGUUUUGAAAGGUUGUGCGGCACUAUCAAUAGCAAGAAUGUCCGAAGUGCCGGUGCUGUACAAUGUUGACGAAGUAUGUAGCCAAAGACCGUUAGAACUGACCUUUAUAUUAGAUGCCUCGUCGAGUAUCUGGUUUCAAAAUUUCACUAAGGCUAGGAAUUUUGUGGCUGAUUUUGUGGACCAGUAUGAGAUUGGACCGGAGAAGGUUCGUAUUGGGGUAGUGACAUAUGGUCUGGGUGUUUAUACCCAGGAUGUUAUCAGAUUAUCACAGUAUAAUGAUCUGACUAGUUUACAGACAGCCAUCAGUCGUCUGCCAUGGAGAGCUGGGUCACAAACUGAUACAGGGCUUGCUAUAAGUUACAUGAGGACGAGCAUAAUGUCAGAAGCGAGACCAGAUGUUAGACGAGUAACUGUGGUUAUUACCGAUGGCAACUCACAGGAACCAGAGACGACAGCUGAAGAGGCAGCCAGAGCUCGUCAAGAGAUGGAAGUCUUUUCAGUAGGAGUCAGCGAUCAAGUUAGUCAUGAUGAACUAGUUAGCAUUGCUGGUGACGAAGAAGGGGUGUUCUAUGUGAACAGGUAUUCUGAACUAGAGAACAUUAAAGGGAGACUAGCCAUGAAGACUUGUACACCCGUAGAACCUACAUCACCACCUUUACCACCACCAGAAGAUCAGCCGUGUGGUAUUAAAGAUCCAGCUGAUGUUUAUUUUGUUUUUGAUCCAGCAGCAUUAGGUCUAGAGCGUACCCUAUGGGUAACCAAAUUCAUCAAAGAAUCGGUUAAAACUGAGCACAUGAAGUAUAUGCAGGUUGGUGCCAUUAGUGGAUCAUGUCCUUUAGAUGCUGGUUUCAACUUAAAACAAUACAACAAUUCGGCGGAUAUUGAAUCCCACUUGGAAAUAUUCGAAACCACAAAACUGCCAAGACUAAUUUACCAAAUGGCUGAUUCGGGAUAUGAUUUCCAAAAUGGUGGCCGAUCCGGAAGCCGUAAAGUGGGCGUCCUAUUCUUUGGCGGAAAAGUGCACGAUUCUGCGCCCAUUUUGGAGAAUGUUCAAAUGGCGGAAGAUAUGGGUAUAGAGCUCUACUUUGCUAAUAUUGGUGAUGGUGAUAUCAGUUUGCUAGAACAAUUAUCACAAUAUGGUACUCGUUUAGACUCUUCUACGGAAAUGCUGCGACAGAUAUCGUACUUGUUAGACGGCUUGUGUGCAAAACCAAAACAACCAAACUGGUUUUAUUCGAACUGA
Messenger RNA from Patella vulgata (common limpet), 1325 nucleotides. Its product is annotated as cartilage matrix protein. NCBI's taxonomy places the organism in Eukaryota, Metazoa, Mollusca, Gastropoda, Patellidae. The coding region runs from base 39 to 1325 and encodes 428 amino acids. The record is from RefSeq and is a predicted model, not a curated record. The transcript is spliced from 7 exons.